This is a messenger RNA of Apodemus sylvaticus (European woodmouse), 1944 nucleotides long. RefSeq names its product phospholipase C zeta 1 (gene Plcz1). Bases 1 to 1944 code for a protein of 647 amino acids. Gene Ontology annotation, biological process: positive regulation of cytosolic calcium ion concentration involved in egg activation; lipid metabolic process; intracellular signal transduction. Gene Ontology annotation, cellular component: nucleus. Gene Ontology annotation, molecular function: calcium ion binding; phosphatidylinositol-4,5-bisphosphate phospholipase C activity. The record is from RefSeq and is a predicted model, not a curated record. The transcript is spliced from 13 exons. Lineage: Eukaryota; Metazoa; Chordata; Mammalia; Rodentia; Muridae.
AUGGAGAGCCGACACCUCGAGCUCGCAGAAGCAAGAUGGUUUUUGUCAAAGAUUCAGGAUGAUUUUAGAGGUGGAAAAAUCAGCGUUGAAAUUACUCACAAACUGCUUGAGAGACUUGAUUUCCCAUGCCACUUUGCUCAUGUGAAACAUAUUUUUAAGGAAAAUGACAGAGAGAACCAAGGAAGAAUCACCAUUGAAGAGUUUAGAGCCAUUUAUCGGUGUAUUGUACAUAGAGAAGAGAUUACUGAGAUUUUCAACACGUAUACUGAAAAUAGGAAAAUUCUUUCUGAGACCAGUCUGAUUGAGUUUCUAACCCAGGAACAGUAUGAGAUGGAGACAGAUCAGUACGAUUCAGGGGAGAUCAUCCAGAAAUACGAGCCCAUUCAAGAAGUAAAGAAUGAAAGGCAGAUGUCAAUUGAAGGUUUUGCAAGAUACAUGUUUUCAUCAGAAUGUCUACUGUUUAAAGAGAAGUGUAGAGCCGUGUACCAAGAUAUGAAUCACCCAUUAAAUGAUUAUUUUAUUUCAUCAUCUCACAACACGUAUUUGAUAUCUGAUCAAAUAAUGGGACCAAGUGACAUUUGGGGAUAUAUAAGUGCCCUCGUGAAAGGCUGCCGCUGUCUGGAAAUUGACUGCUGGGACGGAGCACAAAAUGAACCCAUCGUGUACCAUGGUUACACUUUAACCAGCAAGCUCCUCUUCAAAACUGUUAUCCAAGCAAUAAACAAGUACGCCUUCGUGACAUCUGAUUACCCAGUGGUGCUGUCCUUAGAGAAUCACUGCUCCCCUGGCCAGCAGGAAGUGAUGGCCGACAUUCUGCAGAGCACCUUUGGAGACUUCCUGCUCUCCGACAUGCUUGACGAGUUUCCAGACAGACUGCCGUCUCCAGAGGCACUAAAAUUCAAAAUAUUAGUGAAAAACAAGAAAGUAGGAACCUUAUCCCAAACCCGUGAGAGGUUGGGGACCGACAAAAAGGGAGAAGUGCUAGAGUGGGAAGAAGAGAUCUAUGAAAAUGAUGAUGAAAACACAGUAAAGGAGCCAGAAACAUGGGAUGUCUUCCUAUCAAGGGUCAAGGAGGAGAAGGAGGCGGACCCCUCAACACUGAGUGGAAUAGCAGACGCCAAGAAAAGGAUCAGGAAGCUAAGAAUAGCUCUGGCCUUAUCUGAUCUUGUCAUUUAUACUAAGGCUGAGAAGUUCCGAAGCUUCCAAUAUUCAAGAGUCUAUCAGCAAUUUAAUGAGACCAAUUCUAUUGAAGAGACUCGAGCUCGAAAACUUUCAAAAUUGAGAGUCCAUGAGUUUAUUUUCCACACCGCUGCAUUCAUCACCAGAAUAUACCCCAAAGUAAUGAGAGCAGACUCUUCUAAUUUUAACCCUCAAGAGUUUUGGAAUGUAGGCUGUCAGAUGGUGGCUUUGAAUUUUCAAACCCCUGGAAUGCCAAUGGAUUUGCAAAAUGGGAAAUUUUUGGAUAAUGGAGGCUCUGGGUAUGUUUUGAAGCCAGACAUCCUUAGAGACACAACUCUGGGCUUUAACCCAAACGAACCGGAAAAAGAUGGCCAUCCAAUUACCCUCACAAUCCGAAUCAUCAGUGGGAUCCAGUUACCUGUUAGUGAGCCCUCUAACACAGCAGACAUAAUAGUGAUCAUAGAAGUCUAUGGUGUUCCAAACGACCAUGUGAAGCAGCAGACUCGUGUCAUUAAGAAUAACGCUUUUAGUCCAAAGUGGAAUGAAACAUUUACAUUUCUUAUUCAAGUGCCAGAAGUGGCAUUGAUACGUUUUGUUGUUGAAGCUCAACAAGGCUUCCUAUCAGGAAAUGAAUUACUCGGGCAGUAUACUUUACCAGUUCUUUGCAUGAACAAAGGUUAUCGUCGCGUUCCUCUGUUAUCCAAAUCCGGUGGGAACCUUGACCCUUCUUCACUGUUUGUUUACGUUUGGUACUUCAGAGAGUGA